CUUCAUUUUGGUGUCAAUGAGGUAGACAAAUCAAGACAAGAAAUACUACAAUUAUGCUUACCUGACGCGUAAAACCGCCACAGCAGACCAUAUUUCACGUCGGCCUGGAGGCCGUUCGUUUGUAAACAUGGAGGAUGCCGAACAAGUAAACCAUAAAACUCCAGGCAUUUUGUGCCUCCCACACGAAAUACUGGAGCUGAUAUUCACUUCGGAUUCAUUGGACUGCAAGGAUAUAUGCAGAGUUUCAAAUUCCUGCUCCCAACUUAGCCAUGCUGCCAACAGUAACGAAGUCUGGAGGCAAAAACUUUUGCAGAGAUACCCUCGACUCUAUAGGCAGUUUCCAAAGCAUGAUAAAGCCAUCGGCUGGAGGAAACAGAACCAGCAACGCCAUGAAUGUACGAAGGAAGUGUGGAAACAGACAGAAAGACUUUCGCAAAAGUUCUAUAAGAAGCUUGAAAUAUCAAAUGAAGGAUUUGGAGACUACAUGAAGAUGGUUGAAGAUUGUGAAUAUGGCCUAUCCUUUAUCAUUGAUGAAUUGAUAUGUAUUAUCAAUGCCAACGAGAAGCACAAGGAUCUCACCGUCAAAUACUAUGCAAAGAAAGCCAUUCGAUUUUUCCAACCUUUACACCUGAAGAAUGAAUGGAAGACUUUUCUGGCCUUGCCAAUUCACGAGCAAACUCUCGAAAAAGGGGCUGUUUUGAUUGCUCAGUGGUGCCAGCCAACUGCUGACAUAGUGUUGGAGGACAUUGUGUCUCAAAUAGAUGCCAUCUCGGACAGGGUGAGACAGGUGGUGUUUGAGAAACACCCCCAUCAUCCACUGGUGAAUGGAAUUGAUCAGAAUACAAAUGGACUAACAGAAUCUUUGUGGACGAGUCUUCAGUGCAGGAAUAUUUUAGAUGCUACCAACCAUGUCCUUUUCAAAGAUAUGGGCUUUACUGCGUGUGACAACUCAGAUGAUGAGGAACAGUAUUAUGAUGAAAGGAACUCUUUCAUACAUGAGGUUCUCUUCCGAAAACGUGGCAUCCCGAUUACCAUGUGUGUUUUGUACUCCUGCGUCACAAGGAGACUUGGUGUCGUCUGCCAACUAGUCAGUUUUCCUAGUCAUUUUCUGCUGAGGUGGAGAGAGCAUCCAGAGCUUGAACCAGAACAGCAAUAUACAUUCAUUGAUGUGUAUGGCGGGGGAAAGUUCCUCAACAGAGAUAUGUGUAAAAACAUACUUGUUGGCUCUUUGAUAUCUCAGGUUUACUUGUCUGAUGGUGUCUAUGAGCCAAUUAAACCAGCACAGGUAUUCGAAAGAAUGGCCCGGAAUCUCGUGAAUAUUGGUCGCCACCACUCUCAAAUCGGAAGUGAACUAGCCGCUCUCCGGAGCACCAUCGAGUUGUUCCUUGCCAUCAAACCUGGCGACAUAGAGCACUGGCUCUUGUUAGCCAGGCUCUAUCUCUACCUUGAUAUUAACCUGACAGAGGUUGGCGACAUGUUCCAGCAUAUUGAAGGCCAAGACCCAGUGAGAUUUGGCAUCAUUGCCAGUCUAUCAGAGCGGGCACAGACACGUCUGGAAACACUGCGGCAAGAAGGGGUCAGACCUGAACCUAUCGUACCUAAUCAUCGAACUGCUGGCAGAUCUAAAGUUGAAUAUUCUGUUGGUAUGAUCCUGAAACACAGAAGAUAUCAUUAUAAAUGUGUGAUCUCUGGUUGGGACGAGACUUGCAAGGCCAGUCAGGAAUGGAUCCUUCAAAUGGGGGUUAAUAACUUGCCCAAGAAACACCACCAGCCGUUCUACAAUGUUUUGGCUGAGGACUGCUCAACAAGAUAUGCUGCUCAAGAAAAUCUCGAAUACGCACCGGAGCCAAGUGACUCUCCUCAUCCUGAAAUUGGGAAGUAUUUCUGUGAAUUUAUGGGGACACACUAUAGACCGAAUGAUGAGAAGAUGCAGGAGUAUCCAGACGAUUAUGCAAUAACAUUAAAAAAUGCUGAGGAACGGUAUCCAGGGUACAUCGGGGCUGGGGAUGGCUCAUGAACAAUAUGUAUCAAGAAAGUUUUAGCAGUGUCUUGAGUGUUAGCACCGCUGAGGCUACAAACUUUGAUGUACCGGAGUGAUGAAUUGAUGAGUCCCACCACGAUAUGACAGGACUCUUGCACAGUUUCGAUGUACUGUGAGAUUGGAUUAACGCGGCCAAUCUGACCUGCCUGGCUUGUGCCUGUAGUCUCCCUUAUAUGCUGCAACUACGGAACAUGUUUUUUUUCUGUGCCAGAUCAUUUUGGGUGAAUGGAAGUCUUCAAAACUUCGAAUAAGCAAUGAUAAUGUACCCCAAAAUGCAUCCUACAUUGUUGUAGCCUGUGAUUAGCUAUUCAGCAUUUUCAAUGUGAAAAAUGUAAACGAUUGUGUACAAAAGCCAUAUUGAUUUGAUUGUCUCGAAAUGUUAUGCAUUUCGAAUAUUGGAUAUUGGUAUGUAUAUAUUUUUUUCAUUGAUGUUUUUGUAUUUUCAGUUUUAAUGUAUAAAUCUUAACUUUAUGGUUAUUUAUUUUGAGGCAAGUACGGUAUACUUUAGUUCCUGAGUGUAGGCCACCAUUUCGUCACACUCGGGAUAUUUAGUAUAGGCCAGACCUUAGAGCUUGCCGAGUAAGGAUUUGCCAGUCACAAUUUCCAUAAAUCUGCCACUUUUUUACCAAGUUGAUAUAUAAUUUGAGAUGCUUUAGUCCAUGUUUAGACUCCAAAUGUAAUUCUUGUCUACCGGUACAUGUAAAUGUUGUACAUAUUAAGUGGUAAAAUUGAAAAAUUGAAUCUCCUCUUUGCAGUCUUUCUA
Lineus longissimus is the source of this 2804-nucleotide messenger RNA. RefSeq names its product F-box only protein 21-like. Bases 128 to 2017 code for a protein of 629 amino acids. NCBI's taxonomy places the organism in Eukaryota, Metazoa, Nemertea, Pilidiophora, Heteronemertea, Lineidae. The transcript is spliced from 12 exons. The record is from RefSeq and is a predicted model, not a curated record. Gene Ontology annotation, molecular function: protein binding; DNA binding.